UGUACCGAGACGAAGCGAUACAAUAGAAUAACGUUUAUUUAUGAAAUUAAAGGACGUCGAGUUGGUUUCAAAUACUUCGAAACGAAUAAAGGAAGUAGGUCGUCACGUGAUUAUUGCAUUAAAUAUCAGAGGUUUUUGUUAGUUGUUGCUUAUAUAAAAUCUUCUGUUAAAUAUAACAUUCAGAUACCCCCUCCCCACAUACACACACACAUAUAUAUAUAUAAGCUCUUUGUCAGUUUAGGGUUUGUAUAUUCCAAUACAUUAAGAUCAUUACAUCACAAGAAAUAUAGUUAGACGCAAAAAGCUCCGGCAAAGUUCUCUAUCAUUUGUAAUUUAACGUGGAUUAAAUAUGAUUUCUCGUCUGUCAACCAAACUGUUGUUGUUGCUGUUGUUAAUGGUGAUGACGAUGAUGAAGUCGCCUUACGCUUCAGCCACUAUUGAAAUGGAAAUUCAGCCGGAAACAGGUCUGACUUUUGGAGAAGAUGGGUUUAUGUCUAUAGAAUGUCGCACCGAUGAAAGCAAUCCACUUUCGUUCGCCCUCAUACGAAAUGACUCCGAAAUUGUGAGGAUGCAACACAACAAAAGUACAUCCACUAAUAAUGUCAUAUACAAUACCGAUAAUUUCCACUGUUAUGCAAAUGGACAAAAUAAUUCCUAUGUGUUUUCGUGCUCUAACUGGAACGUUACGUGCAACGAUGUCGGAUCGUACAGAUGUUCUGUAAAUGACAUCCAUAUUUCCAGUGCAAAGACUCUAGCAGUGAAAUCUUAUAUAAAAAGUUUGCAAUAUGUUGACGGUUCCAGUUCUGGGAGAAAAUAUGAUGGAUUCUCGUGCCAAGCAGUUACUGGGUUAGACCCUGGAACUCGGGUAACCUUCGAAUGGGAAACCUUUAAUCUUAGAUCUGUGUUAACAGAAAUGACUACAACAGAAACAGUUGUUCCUGAUUCUGGCAAGUGUUAUAGUGAAGUAUCUUCAUUCCUUUCGGUCUAUAUACCAAAGAUUAUGGACAUCCGCUGUUCAGUAUUUGGCGAGUCACACUGUAAGUAA
Molecule: messenger RNA, 1045 nt
Organism: Octopus sinensis (East Asian common octopus)
Lineage: Eukaryota; Metazoa; Mollusca; Cephalopoda; Octopoda; Octopodidae
Exons: 3
Coding region: 350-1045 (231 amino acids)
Source: RefSeq, a predicted model, not a curated record